This is a messenger RNA of Diospyros lotus (date-plum), 1687 nucleotides long. Its product is annotated as DNA-repair protein XRCC1. The record is from RefSeq and is a predicted model, not a curated record. The transcript has 9 exons. Gene Ontology annotation, biological process: base-excision repair; single strand break repair; double-strand break repair via nonhomologous end joining. Gene Ontology annotation, molecular function: damaged DNA binding. The coding region runs from base 256 to 1503 and encodes 415 amino acids. NCBI's taxonomy places the organism in Eukaryota, Viridiplantae, Streptophyta, Magnoliopsida, Ericales, Ebenaceae.
UCUCGAAGGUGUCGGCUAAUUCUUCUGGAGAGCUAUUGUGCGAAGUACAAGCGGCGAGCUUCCUUUCUCGCAUGAAACGCGAAGCACGGGUCGGAACCUAAGCAACAGUGGAGCCGCGGUCGCCUAGGUGAUUUGAGAUUCUUUCUUCAUGGUAUUGGCAUGUUUUAAGCAGACAAAGAUCUUACACCUGUUGGCAUGCAGAGAAUGGAGGGGCCUUUGACCACAUAGAAUAAAAUCACAGAAUAGAAUCAAGUUAUGGGGAAGCAUCCAUUGAUGUCUGAUUCAAAGGCAAGUUCUCGCACCACUGCUAAUAAGAAUUCCAAACGGAAUCUCCCUCCAUGGAUGGGUUCAAGAGAGCAUGGGAGUAAAUCCCAUGGAAAUGAGCCAGCAGAUGGUGGUGUACAAAAGGAAAAUAAUGAAGCCAAAAAAUCUGAGCACACUAAAGAGAGUGGCAACCUUGGUUGUGGCAUUACUCCUCCCAAGGAAAUUAAAAGCAACAAAAACUCUUCUCCAUCAAGUUUGGGCGCAGCAAGCUUCUCCAAACUUCUGGAAGGGGUUGUAUUUGUUCUUUCAGGAUUUGUAAAUCCUGAGCGGAGCAUGUUACGAUCUCAGGCCCUGGAAAUGGGAGCAGAAUAUCAACCAGAUUGGAAUGAUAAUUGCACUCUCUUGAUUUGUGCAUUCCCUAACACCCCAAAGUUUCGACAAGUUGAGGCAGACUAUGGAACCAUUGUUUCUAAGGAGUGGAUAUCAGAGUGUUACAACCAGAAAAAGCUUGUUGACAUUGAAAUAUACCUUAUGCAUGCUGGGAAACCAUGGAAGAGGCAAAACAUUUCCCCUGAAGCAAGCCAAGAACUGGAAUCUUCUGUGUCUAGGAGAACUCAAAGGCAAACAGAUAGAAGAUCGCAUGCAAAACCAACUGCUCCUGUUUCUACCAAGAGUGGAUCUGUCAUUCCUGCUAAAGAGUGUUUCUCUGCUUCUAAAGUGAAGACGUGGGCUAUUGAUGAUUUAAAUAAAACCAUCUCAUGGCUAGAGAGCCAAGAUGAAAAGCCAGAGGACAGUGAAAUAAGAAAAAUAGCAGCAGAAGGAAUCCUAGUUUGUUUACAAGAUGCCAUAGAUUUGCUAAAGCAGAACCAGGAUCUCGGACAACUGACUGAGCAAUGGCAAUGCAUCCCUCGGGUAGUUGAGGAGCUGGCAAGGCUUGAAGGCGCUGCAAAUGGUUCAGCCGCCCCCUCUAAGAAAGACCUUUGCAGGGAAGCAAUGACCUGCAAGCAAAUUUAUGAGGCUGAGUUUAACCGUCUAGACGAUGAAUCAUUCGUGGAGAAGAAAAGGGCCAGAACCAAAGAGACCAAGGAUGACAAUAAGAAGAACAGAGUUGAUCCAGGUGAUGCACCCGCCUACGACAGUGACGAAACAAUCGGGAUGACAGAAGAAGAAAUAGACCUUGCUUACAAUACUGUGGCUCCUGAGCUCAGUAGACAUGGAGUGGAUCUGUGCAAGAGAUGAGAUGGAUGCUGUUUUAACUUCACUGAUAUAGCUAAUGAAGUCAACUCUCUCCUUUCUUUGUUACCCGCUUGACAUUCACUAAAUUUUCGUUCUGUACAGCCACUGCUUGACAAAAUUAGAAUUAUUUUUCUGUUUCAGAAUUUGCUCCCUUUGUGGAGCUUUCUAAUUUUCCCCUCUUUUUCUC